AUGCAGAGUUUUGUGAAAGCCCUUCUGGAGAAGACCAUCAUUCUUAAGAUUGAACCCUCAAAUACAAUAGAAAAUGUAAAGGCCAAGACCCAGGAUAAGGAAGGAAUUCCUCCUAAUCAGCAGAGACUGAUCUUCGAGGGAAAGCAACUGGAUGAGCCACCCAGGCACCCUGACUACAACAUUCUAAAGGAGUCCACUCUUCAUCUCGUGUUGAGACUUUGUGGUGGUGCUAAGAAAAGGAAGAAGUCUUACAGCCCUCCCAAGAAGAAUAAACAUAAGAGAAAGAAGGUUAAGCUGGCUGUGUUGAAAUACUGUAAGGUGGAUGAGAAUGGCAAAAUCGUUGCCUUCAUUGGGGAGCACCCUUCAAAUGAAUAUGGUGCUGAAGUGUUUACGGCUAGCUACUUCGACAGACAUUAUUGUGGUAAAUGUCUGACCUAUUGCUUCAACAAACCUAAAGACAAGUAA
Molecule: messenger RNA, 465 nt
Organism: Neomonachus schauinslandi (Hawaiian monk seal)
Lineage: Eukaryota; Metazoa; Chordata; Mammalia; Carnivora; Phocidae
Product: ubiquitin-40S ribosomal protein S27a-like
Exons: 2
Coding region: 1-465 (154 amino acids)
Biological process (GO): translation; modification-dependent protein catabolic process; protein ubiquitination
Cellular component (GO): cytoplasm; ribosome; nucleus
Molecular function (GO): protein tag activity; ubiquitin protein ligase binding; structural constituent of ribosome
Source: RefSeq, a predicted model, not a curated record